UCGCCCUCCUCCCCAGAGCAUGUGACCAUGUGAUCACACAGUCUCUGCACAGUCAGACGAGCGGAGGAAAACUUGUGACUAAAGCAGCAGCUGUGGAGCUGGCGGCGGCAGCUCAGUGCUCAGAGACAUAAAAACUGGACCCCGGCGUCUCCAUCUCCUUCAUCCAUCUGCGCACCUCCGCCACACAACAUGGACUGCGGCAUCUUCACCUCCAAGACCGUGCUCCUCUUCCUCAGCUUGAUAUUUUGGGCUGCAGGAGCGGCAUUGGCCUACAUCGGCGCCUACGUGAUCCGCAGCUACAACAACUUCGACAGUUUCAUUCAGGACAAGUAUGCACUGGUCCCAGCAGCCAUCAUCAUCGGCAUCAGCGUGGUGAUGUUCCUGUUCGGUCUGUUGGGAUGCUGCGCCACGAUACGGGAGUCCAAGUUCGGCCUCAGCUUUUUCUUUCUGGUCAUCGUGAUGAUGUUUGCAGCUGAAGUCGCUGCUUUGGUGUUUAGCUUCAUCUACCAGGGCAAGAUGAAUGGAGACCUGGAGCGCUCUAUGAAUGAGUCCUUCUCGAAGUAUGAUGGUCAGGGCACUGAGACCAAAGGUGUGGACUACUUGCAGACUCAGCUGCAGUGCUGUGGGGUUAAAAAUUACACCAGCUGGUCCAACACGACCUGGUUCAACAGCCACAACAACACAGUGCCUCUGUCCUGUUGUAAAAACAGCACCACACAGUGCAGUGGCAGACUGGAUCAACCAAACCUGCUCAACGUCGAGGGUUGUGAGAUCAAGCUGAAGAGUCUCAUAGAGGAUGUGUGGGGAUACGCUAUGCUGGUCAUUCUGGGCUUCGCCAUCAUCAAGUUCUUCGGGAUGCUGAGCGUAUGUGUGAUCACCUGUAAAACUGGCAGCCGGAGGAGUGGCUACCAGCCGCUCUAUGCCUGAAGUCCUCCACCACCUCCACCACUAUGUGUGCUGACCACUUGAUAACAAGAGGCCUCCUUAUUCUGCUGUGUACUGAAGCACCUAGGUCCAACAUGUAGAAGUCUAAUGGCACUCAGUAGAGCAAAUACCGGCGCCAAGGCCCAACAAUCCUACACACCACUGUCUAGUUCUUAUCAGAGAUAUGAAAUAGAUAAACAACAAUUUGGUCUGAUAAUCACUUUUAUAAACGCAUACGUUGAAGGUUUUCCACCCAGGCCUCGUCCCACCACCAACUUUGUGGAAAUUGGAUUAGUAGCUUUUGUGAAUUCUGCUGACAAAGAAAAAACAGGAAACAAAUGCAGGUGAAAACAGAAUCUCCUUGGCAGAGAAUUUUAUAUAAACAACACACAGGUGGCAAACUCAUGCUGACAUUCCUCCUCAGACAAGAUCAACAUGAAUAUGACAGAUUUUGAGUUAUUGUCUUAAUUUCCCUCAAGAGUCCAUGUUGGUUGAGCUGUCAACAGUUUCUGUGCUGUCACAGGCCGACUACAGCCUCUUUAACAGUGAAACAUUCUUCAGUGAUUAAAUUGUUGGAAAUACUGACCCCUGUUGGAUUUCGUUAGCUUUAUGCAGUUUUCUGCUUGCUGCUGGUUUACAAUGAUAUUCUUCUAAAGGACAUUCUUCUUUGAAACUUAUUGUAAUGAAUGAUUGCAAACUAUGUUUUAAGCUUUUUGUGAUUAUGAACAAAACAAAUUCCAGCAGUUAAAUGCCUUAUUUAGAAUUGCAACUGAAAAAUGGAUGAAGUAUAUGCACAUAAUGUUAUAUGGUCAGUUGACUGUAGUUAAUUAAGUCACAGUUCUAGUGCGUAGUUUGACUUUUGGUUGUGAUUGUGUUUCUAAAUUAAAAAGGUAUUAUUUCAAUAUUUCACAAUAA
This is a messenger RNA of Paralichthys olivaceus (Japanese flounder), 1839 nucleotides long. It is a transcript of the gene tspan36, whose product is annotated as tetraspanin 36. The record is from RefSeq and is a predicted model, not a curated record. Lineage: Eukaryota; Metazoa; Chordata; Actinopteri; Pleuronectiformes; Paralichthyidae. Gene Ontology annotation, cellular component: plasma membrane.